This is a messenger RNA of Phytophthora sojae, 5030 nucleotides long. RefSeq lists its product as hypothetical. Gene Ontology annotation, molecular function: chloride channel activity. The transcript has a single exon. The record is from RefSeq and is a predicted model, not a curated record. Gene Ontology annotation, biological process: chloride transmembrane transport. NCBI's taxonomy places the organism in Eukaryota, Oomycota, Peronosporomycetes, Peronosporales, Peronosporaceae. Bases 135 to 2156 code for a protein of 673 amino acids.
UGCACGACCCUGCCACCAACAGAUACUUGCUCAAGACGUUCAUCGGAACGCAGAAGCUCGAGUUCCUGUCGGAGAACUUCCUUCGUAAAGUGAGAGCUCACUUUGGCGAGAAGGUUGGAUACUAUUUUGCCUUCAUGGACUUUUACAACAAGUUCCUGGUCCCCAUUGCGUUGCUAGGCGUGCUCCUGACAUGUGUGCGUGGUGUCAUGGGUACGCCCAUGUAUAUGCGCGUGCUGGUGGGCUGGGCCGUGCUGAUCUCAGUGGUGUGGAGCUACUGGUUCCUGAAGGCCUGGUCUCGCCGCAACAACGAACUCAAUCACAUGUGGGCGAACAACAUCGAGACCAACACGAUUGUGUAUCGUAACCCGAAGUUCAGUGGAGACGCCUUUGUGAAUCCGGUAACUGGCUUGCCUGACCAGUACUACCCGAGCUGGAAACGGUAUCCAAAGUAUCUAGCCGUGGUCACCUUCAUGAUUGUGCAGAUAUCCAUCAUGAUGUUCGUGAUUGCGAUUUGGAUCACCGCGUUCGAGGUGCUCAAGGUGCGCUACCCCGACCGAGGACUCUUUUCGGCACAGUGGUUCUACAUCCUAGGCGGUGGUAUACUGUAUGGACUGUUCGUCGAUAUUAUCCAGUGGAGCGUUAUUGUCACGAAGGCCGCACGAAUGUUCACUGAGUGGGAAAACUGGAAAACCAUCGAGCAGUUCGAGAAGUCUAUGAUUCGCAAGCUGUUCCUCAUGGACUUCCUCAACUACUACACGUGGUUCUUCUUGCUUGCGUUCGUGUACGUGAUCCCCGGUGCCGGUGACACCAUCACCAACUUCCUCAACACCCUGAUUUGGAAGGACCCAGCCAAUUGCUGCUUCGGACCGUAUAUGGACCGCUCGGGCUCGUAUUGUGACUCUUGUCCACCUGCGUGGAAUGAGAUGGGAAUCCGUGAAACGCGCUGCAUUCCGUGCCGUGGGUGGGUAACGUUCGAUAUCAACCACCUCGACCUGGAGACGCUUUUCCUCACGCCCAUUAUUAUCACCCAGCUGCUGAACUUGCUCAUUGCAGUGGCCGUCCCGUGGAUCCACCGUAAGCACUACGAGCAGCGCCUCCGUGGCACGGACCGCAAAGUCAUGGCUAUGGUCAAGGCGCAAGGGGAGCGGCGUUUGCUCGCGGAGAUGUCUUACCGAAACGAGGACUCUGACAACGCGCGCAACAAUCAAAACACGCCCAACCGCGGUGAUACCGCUGCACGGAACAGCGCUAACCUUGCGCACCUAUUGAAUCGAUCGUCGGCCCGGUAUCUUGAGAACAGCGAGCGGGAAGUGGAGCUGCUCAAUGCAAAGGCGCGUGCGAUUCUGUUCGAGAGCGAGCAGGAGAACUACGACCCGUACGAUGACUACCAUCACAUGACGGUGCAGUUCGGCUUCGUUGUCAUGUUCUCGAUGCUGUGGCCGCUCAUGCCUGCCGCCUGCAUGAUCGUGAAUGCCUUGAAGACCCGCGGAGAUGGAUUCCGUCUGUGCCGAACCAACCGACGGCCGUUCCCCCGCAAGGCCAGCGGCAUCGGCGAGUGGCUCAACAUGCUUCACGUCCUUGCUCUGACUGGUGUGAUUGUCAACAUCGGGCUGAUCUUCAUUUCCACGGGCGCCAUGGAGUUCUACUCGCCGUCUUGCUCCAAGCAGAUUUCGUACGCCAUGGGUGGUGAUUUCUCGCACUACCGCUUCGGUCCGGACUUUGCCUGCUUCUCGCUCACCACACGCAUGGUCAUGAUCCUCGUGAGCGAACACCUCUCGCUGCUCUUGAUCUGGUCUUUCUGGAAAAUCAUCCGCAGCGUUCCAGCGAAGGUCCAGCUCGACAUGCUGCGGCAGGAGUACGCGUUCAAGUCCAAGCUGUACCAGCGCGCGUCCAAGCAGGCGAGCACGACGGCAGCUUCGCUGGCAGCUUUUGCGGCGCAACCAGCUCGUGGCAACUCGCACAGCAUGUACAACACUGCCACGGUGACGGUGGUGAGUGGGCCGACGACGCCUGUGGGGACCUCUCAGCGCGAUGGUGCUUUCGUCGGAUCGAAGGAAGAGAAGGAGCCGCUGCUGUCGACCAAGCGCUUGGCGCACGCCUGGGACUCGGCCAAGUCGCCCGAGAAGCCGCACACGAACAACCAGGACGACGCUUAGCUAUCCGAUGGCGUCACCCGAAAGAAAAUCUAUCUAUCCGAGUAGAGUUUUGCGUAUUAGCACUUUAGCUGUAGAACGACCAUCGACCAGCACGACCACGAACGCGAAAGAUGCAAAGUUGAACUGCAGCUCCACUAAAUAACGCGAAGGUUACUUCGCUUUACCACUUGCGGGAUGCGCAACAUGCUACGCGGGAUAAGUCUCUGCGUGGCUCGGUCUCCAGACGCCGGAAGAAGUUGCCGCCAGCUGGCUAGCUCGGGCAUGGUUGUCAUUGUGCCUCGUACGUGGUGGACUUUGGUGUCUGAUCGCAACACUUCUGCCGUAAAAUCGCCCCAUACAUUCUCCAAGACGUUUGGGCUCCGUCUCCGUACAUCCAGCUGGUCUCCGCUCUUCCGACUUUCCGAGUUCCUCUGGCGCCGUCAUUCCCCGACUUGCGCUGGAGCGCGCAGUUCCGAGAGAUCAAGAGAGACAGACACCCUCGUACCUACCCAAAGCCAGUCAGUCAGUCAGUCAUGUCCUCCCGCACCCCCGUCAAAGCCCGCGGCGGCGGCUUCGGCCUGGACGCCGAGCUGGCGCGCAAGGCCGCCGAGCGCUACGACUACGACAUGGAGAACGAGGCGCGCGCGUGGCUCGAGAGCAUCUCGGAGAUGCAGAUAGGCGACGACUUCGGCGAGGGCCUGCGCGACGGCGUGAUCCUCUGCACCGUGGCCAACAAGAUCCACCCGAGCGUGGUCAAGCGCGUGGAGACCAAGUCUAAGAUGCCCUUCAAGCUCAUGGAGAACGUGUCGGCCUUCCUCAAGGCCUGCCGCGUCAUGGGCGUGAAUGAGUUCGACCUGUUCGAGACCGUGGACCUGUUCGAGCUCAAGGACCUGGGCAACGUCGUGCGCUGCAUCUUCGCGCUGGGGCGCGCCGUGCAGCGCAACUACCCUGACUUCAAGGGCCCGACGCUGGGCGUCAAGGAGAGCGUCAAGAACCAGCGCUCCUUCACGCCCGACCAGCUUGCGGACGGCAAGAACAUCAUCUCGCAGCAGACGCUCGGUAGCUUCCGCACCAUGAAGCGGUACACGUCGUACCACACCAACAACGUCAUGCUCGGCGCGGACGCGGCCCAGAGCGCGUACCGCGCGCCGCCCCCGCCGCCGCCUCCGUCCAAGGAGAAGAUCGAGCAGCUGUCGCGCUUCCGCAAUGCGGACCAGCUCGCCACGUUCGACUCGCAGCCUGAGGGCGAGUUGUCGCCCAGCGCGAAGCACGUGCCGACGAAGGAGGAGGUCGAUGCGACGGUUGCUGAGCUCUCGGAGGAAGUGGAGAAGACGACCGUGAGCGACGAAAAGGUCGCGUCGUCAAUUCCCGGUCUCAACAGCGUGGCUGCCACAUCGGGCCCCACGGCGGAGGAGGAGGCCCAGGAGUGGAUCGAGGCUGUUCUGGGCGAGAAGUUCCUGGCCAGCUUCGCGGACAGCCUCAAGGACGGCGUGAUCCUGUGCACACUGAUGAACAAGAUCCAGCCCGGUCUCAUCCCGAAGAUCCAGACUUCGACGAUGCCCUUCAAGCAGAUGGAAAACGUCAGCAGCUUCGUGCGCGCGUGCCGCACCAUCGGCGUCGCCGAGUUCGAUCUGUUCGAGACUGUCGAUCUGUACAACCAAAAGAACAUUGCGCAGGUCGUGCAGUGCAUCCACGCGCUUGGCCGUACCAUUCAGAAGACGAUGCCCGAGUACGACGGUCCUCGUCUUGGCGUGAAGGAGUCGACCGUGAACCCGCGUCAGUUCUCGGAGGCUCAGCUGCGUGAGGCCAGGUCGGCAGUCCCUGUGCUGGCUCACGGCAGUCAGUCAGUGAUGGAGCGCCGCCCGUUCGACCACUCCAACUCGAUCACAUUCCGCUACGACACUGCUGCGGCUGCCGCCGCUGCCGCAGAUGCUAGCAGUGAGAAUAAGGCAGAGAAACCCGAGGAUGCGGUAGUGAAGACCGAGCCAGAGCCGAUUGAGACCGAAGCUCCUCAGGAGACCCCUGCUCAGCCAGAGCCUGUGAAGGUCGAAGAAGAAGUUGCCCCAGCACCCGAACCAGAGAAGGCGGACGAUGAGGUCACGCCGUCUCCCGAAGAGAAGGAGGAGCCAGCCAAGUCGACGGGACCCAGCUGGCUAGCUCAGCGGGUGGCAUCCCUUAACUCCGUGAGCACCGGAAGCGCAGCAAAGCCCAACCUACCAGUUGGUGGUUCUUCUACGGCGCUGCCUACGCGUACUGUGUGGAGCUAAGUAGCUUUUGCAAGCGUUGAAAACUCGCGGGGUGCUUAUAGAGUUCCCCGCGAAGAAGCUGCUACGUUUUGCGUGUGUAAGAUAUUCGACGACAGAAGUAGUUCAUGGUGCGUGAUCUUCAUCCUUCGUUUAAUUGAUUCGCUCCGCCAGCGAGCACUUAGCUGUCGCACUCCGGCGUUGAUGUUUUUUUUAAUGCAUUCUCGGCACCUGCGAUCGAUCUAUAGAUUGCUCUGCCAAGGUUUUCAUUCUAUCUCUACAAGCCUGCCACCUCCGUGAGCAAACUCGUGCAAGGUGUGUCGAUGCGCAAUUCGCACAGCUCGUCGGCGCGCGUGGGUCCCAAGUUCACAAUGGCGAUCGGGAUCUUGCGGGCGUGAGCGUGGUUGAUGAGGCGCAUUGCCGAGAACACUUUGAGCGAUGAGCCAACGACUAGCAGCGCGUUUGCAUCACUGACGUACUCCAGCGCUGCCGUUCGUGUGGCUGCCGGCAUGUUCUCGCCAAAAAACACGACCCUAACCAAGCAACAACGGGUCGAGUGUAAGUCAAAUUAAUUUUUUCUACCUCCCCACAACGAGAAACAAGCCGCGUACCUGGGUUUCAUGAGGCCGCCGCAUUUGCUGCACGCUGGGUA